This is a messenger RNA of Temnothorax curvispinosus, 2349 nucleotides long. RefSeq lists its product as uncharacterized. NCBI's taxonomy places the organism in Eukaryota, Metazoa, Arthropoda, Insecta, Hymenoptera, Formicidae. The transcript has a single exon. Gene Ontology annotation, molecular function: DNA helicase activity. Gene Ontology annotation, biological process: DNA repair; telomere maintenance. Bases 1 to 2349 code for a protein of 782 amino acids. The record is from RefSeq and is a predicted model, not a curated record.
AUGUAUGCUAAAAUAGAGACUGAAAGGUUGAAUUAUAUUAGGAAUAACCAGGUGCAGUUGAGGGCAGAUAGUUACAUUCAUUUGAGAGACGCCAUGGGAAAGCAGGAUGCUGACGUUGCUCAGAUGGGUCAAAUGGUGGUGCUUCCGUCAUCAUUCACUGGAGGACCACGCUAUAUGCAUGAGCGAACUCAGGACGCUAUGACAUACGUCCGUUUUUACGGUCGUCCUGAUCUGUUUAUUACUUUUACUUGUAAUCCAAAGUGGAAGGAUAUCACAGAUGUACUGCUUCCUGGCCAAAAAUCUCACGAUCGACACGAUAUUAUAGCUAGGGUAUUUCAUCUCAAGGUGAAGAAAAUGAUGGCUCUUUUAAAAAAGGGUGAUUUGUUUGGAAAAGUGACGUGUUUCAUGUACUCUGUGGAAUGGCAAAAACGAGGUUUGCCUCAUAUUCACAUCUUGCUGUGGCUAGAGCAGCGCAUCUUUAAUAAUAUGAUCGACAAAGUCAUAUGUGCUGAAAUACCUGAUCCCGUGAAAGACUCUCUUCUUUAUAAUAUUGUCAAGGCCAAUAUGAUUCAUGGGCCCUGCGGGGGCUUAAACCGUAAUUCGCCAUGUAUGAAAGGAGGCAAUUGCAGCAAGAGGUAUCCCAGGCAACUUCUAAAGGACACUCAGACAGGAAACGAUGGAUAUCCGCAGUAUCGGAGAAGGUCUCAAGCUGAUGGUGGAUUUACCGUAAAAAUCAAUGAAAUAGAGCUGGACAAUCGUUGGGUGGUGCCCUAUAAUCCUGUUUUGUUACGUACUUUCAAUGCUCAUAUUAAUGUGGAAUUAUGUAAUUCAGUUAAAUCUAUAAAGUAUAUUUGUAAGUACGUGAAUAAGGGCAGUGAUCAAGCGACUUUUGCCUUAGAGAAUAAGAGGGAUGAGGUAAAAUUGUACGAGAGUGGACGGUAUAUUAGCAGCUCAGAGGCAGUUUGGAGAAUCUUGGCGUUUCCUAUUCAUGAGAGGUAUCCUGCUGUCUUUCAUCUAGCUGUACACCUCGAGAAUGGUCAGCGUGUAUACUUUAAUUCCAAAAACUUAGUUGAGAGGAUUAGUAAUCCACUUCAGACAACACUCUUGGCUUUCUUCGAGCUGUGCAAAACCGACGAUUUUGCAAAAACUCUUUUGUACUGUGAGGUUUCUUUUUAUUUUGUGUUUAAAAAUAACAAGUUUGAGAGAAGAAAGCGGGGAAUGAAUGUCGAUGGCUGGCCAGGAAUAAAGAAGGACAAUGUGCUGGGAAGAGUGUAUACCAUCCAUCCAAAUAACACAGAGUGUUAUUAUCUUCGCAUGUUGCUGUAUGAGAUUCGAGGUCCAACAUCAUUUUUAGAAUUGAAAACUGUAAAUGGUGUUGUCUGUUCCACAUUCCAGUCUGCAUGCAAGGUAUUAGGUUUGCUGGAAGAUGACAAACACUGGGACAAUACAUUGGAGGAAGCUGCUUUGUGUGCUUCUUCCUUCAAGCUGCGGGAGCUUUUUACAGUGAUGUUGGUAUUCUGUCAACUUAACGAGCCUAUGAGUCUUUGGGAAAAGUAUAAAGACAGCCUCUCAGAAGAUAUUACACGACAAGUGGAAAGAGAGUUGCAAAGCAGUGCGCAGCAGAUAAUGGACGAGGUGUAUAACAGAUGUUUGGUGAUGAUUGAAGACGCAGUAUUGGCUUUGGGAGGACAGGAGUUACAACAAUAUGGUCUGUCUCAGCCAAAAAGGUUAGGAGAAGUUUUGAGAAAUCGGGAUUAUCUGAGAGAAACAAAUUAUGAUGUAAACAUCUUAGCACAAGUGGUGUCGAAUAACGAGGGUUUACUAACAGAUGAGCAGUUCGCUGUCUAUCGGCAGGUCCUUAGCAGUAUUGAAUUAAGUGCUGGUCAGGUCUUUUUUCUAGAUGCUCCAGGUGGUACUGGAAAAACUUUUCUCAUUAAUUUACUUUUGGCAAAAGUAAGAAGUGAUUGUGGCAUUGCCUUGGCUGUUGCAUCCUCUGGCAUUGCUGCUACGCUGUUAGAGGGAGGCAAGACCGCUCACGCUGCUUUUAAGCUGCCCCUCAAUCUAAACUAUGUAGAAACACCCUUGUGCAAUAUUUCAAAACAAAGCAACAUGGCCCAAGUGUUGCGGGACUGUAAGCUCAUUGUUUGGGAUGAGAGCACCAUGGCACAUAAAGGGGGUUUUGAAGCAUUGAGUACAACCUUAAAAGAUAUUAGGGGUAACGAUGGAGUGAUGGGGGGAGUCACUGUGCUGCUGGCUGGAGACUUCCGACAGACUUUGCCUGUAGUGCAAAGGGGAACUCGAGCUGAUGAGGUUAAAGCAUGCAUUACCCAGUCAGAAAUGAUUAGUUGA